AUGCAACGAUUUUCAAAUUUCAAUCGCUUACGACGUUCGAUCGCCUACGCCAUUCGCUUUGUGCAUAACGUACAACGUUCAAUCAAACUCAAACUGCCAAAAUCGAGACUAUCCCAUUCAGUCAAUGAAUUAAUCAAACGAGUCGAUCCCCUCACCGUCGCUGAAAUUCAAACCAGCGAGAAUUGCAUCGUACGAUGGGUGCAGUCCCUCGAAUUUUCGGCCGAAUUACAUUCAAUCCGUCAACAAAAAUCGAUCGACCGAUCCAGCAAAAUCUAUAAACUCAAUCCAUUUCUUGAUGAAAAUGAUUUGCUACGCGUCAACGGCCGUUUACAAAACGCUUUCAUGCCGUUCAACGAAAAAUUUCCAAUCAUCCUUCCAUCAAAGAGUCGGCUAGCAUGGUUAAUCGUUAAAUUUUAUCAUCAGCUCACAUUGCACGGCGGCCCGCAAUUGACCGUAAACCAAAUCAGACAGAAUUUUUGGAUUUUGAACGUGCGCACAUUCGCCCGCAAUCUCAUCAACAAAUGCGUCGUGUGUUUCAAACACAACCCGACUUUAUCACAACAAUUGAUGGGCUCGUUACCUGCUCAUCGUUUAAACGAGCAAACUCGUCCAUUCGCCGCAUCUAUCGUUGAUUAUGCUGGCCCAUUCGACAUUCGUGCAUCAAAAGGUCGAGGCCAAUCGUCAUACAAGGGAUAUGUGGCCGUAUUUACAUGCAUGGUCACCAAAGCAGUUCACUUGGAAGCUGCCGGCGAUUUGACCGCUCAAACAUUCUUGCAUGCGCUCGACCGUUUCAUCGCAAGACGAGGGUUUUGUCACGAUUUGUUUUCCGACAACGGUACCAAUUUCUUGGGAGCAUCCAAUGAAAACAAAC
Molecule: messenger RNA, 871 nt
Organism: Sitodiplosis mosellana (orange wheat blossom midge)
Lineage: Eukaryota; Metazoa; Arthropoda; Insecta; Diptera; Cecidomyiidae
Exons: 1
Molecular function (GO): nucleic acid binding
Source: RefSeq, a predicted model, not a curated record